Anastrepha ludens (Mexican fruit fly) is the source of this 4610-nucleotide messenger RNA. RefSeq lists its product as uncharacterized. Gene Ontology annotation, molecular function: sequence-specific DNA binding; DNA-binding transcription factor activity, RNA polymerase II-specific. NCBI's taxonomy places the organism in Eukaryota, Metazoa, Arthropoda, Insecta, Diptera, Tephritidae. The coding region runs from base 297 to 2609 and encodes 770 amino acids. The record is from RefSeq and is a predicted model, not a curated record. Gene Ontology annotation, cellular component: nucleus. Gene Ontology annotation, biological process: regulation of transcription by RNA polymerase II. The transcript has 2 exons.
AAUACAUUUUUUUAUCUAAAUUUCUAAUUUUUCUUUUAUUUUUCUGCUUUCAGACAUAAAAACGCGGCCUUGCCAACGAGAAUGUAGUGGCUGUAAGAAGUACGAGCUAAGCCAGCUGCGAAAUAUUGUGAUCUCCAGUGCACCAAAUGCAACGUUGCACCGCCAUUCGCUUGCCGUUUGUUCAUAGUUGAGUAGCAACCGUCCGCCUGGUCGGCUAACCCUCAGACACCUCGUUUUAGUUCGACGCAGAGCGAGCAUUUUAAUUAUCGCAAAUUCCCCGAAAACGCGGCGACCUGAUGACUAUGGCAGAAGGCACCGACCCCAUGGGGCAUCAGGCGGGCUCCCAUCAUCACCAUCACCACCAACACUCCCAUCAACGCCACCAUCCGCACCAUCAGCAUCCACAUCAGCAGAUGCAUCAGCGUCAACAGUCGCAUCCGCAUUAUGCGCCCUAUGCUGCUGCUGCCGCCGCCGCUGCCCACUUGCAGUAUCCGCUGCCACAACAUCUGCCACUGGCACUAAGUCUACAACAUCAGGCUGCUGCUGCCGCUGCCGCAGCCGCCGUUGCAGCCGAGCAGGUGAAUAACAAUCAACCCUUUGUGACCAACAACAACGUGCCGUGGAAGCAGCGCAAACGGAAGCGUUUAUCGGCUGUGCUGGAUAAGCUGCAUAAUCAUAACAACAAUAACAACAUCGUGAAUAACAAUGGUGGCAACAACAAUAACAACAAUAAUGUUAGCGGCCAAGGCAAUCAAAAUCACAGCCAUGAGGAGCCACUGGACGGCGAUGAGGAUGUCGAGAAUGAGGCUAAUUUUAAGAACAAUAACAAUAACAACAACAACACCAACCAUGGAAGCAACAAUAACAUGUGCUCCAAACGUCAAAAUUGUGGCGAUGACAGUGGGAAGGCGCUAAUGAGCAAUAAACGCUCCCUCAGUGAAGUAAGUGGCGAUGAAGCCGAUCUUGAGGCUGAGGCGGAUGCCGUGUCUGAUGAUCUGUCGCACGACAAUGAUAGCCCUCGUAUCAGCAUGAGUCCUUUGCAGCUGGUCUCAUCGAGCGAUAGUCCCUCGGCAGCGGCGCACCCCAUUGCUGCCGCUGCGACCUCGACACCCAGUGACAAUCCGCUGCACGUCGACAUCAAGACUGAGCACAUGCACAAUCCCUAUGACCGUUACUUUCCUAUUCCGUCGCCGCUCUUUGGCUAUUAUUUGCACACAAAGUACUUAAAUGAAGUAUUUCGACGACGGCAGGAUCUCUAUACGACACCAAUGCAGCACACGCCUUCCUCGAUCGCAUCGUCAAUCGCGGAUGAGACUUCGCCUACUGGUUUGGUGAAUUCGGGUGCUCAUCUAGACCAUCCGCCUCCUUUCCCACCAACAUCGACAGCUACUGCACAAGUUGCCGUCGGUGUUCCCAGCCGUUCGCCACCACCAGCCGUCACCGUUGCACUUCCUUCACCACCACGCAGCGAUUCAUCGGUCACAGCAAUUGCCACGGCUAAUACACGCACCAGUUCUUCACCUGCUGCACAAAGCAACGCUUCGGACCCGACCAUAAUGCCACCACCACAAGAGCGUCCAUUGGAUCUAUCAGUACGCAGCGGUGGCACGACGCCCACAUCUGAGCUGGGUGGCAAAAAGUAUAAAUCUCCAUCGCCACUGCCAGCGACCACACUUAUGUUGCCACCAGCACAGCAGCCCAUCUCAGCCACUGUUAGCGCCGCCUCCAUGUCGCCAAGCAACCCCUCCCACAAGUUCACUGUGGCAGGAAACAGCAAUCAUGCAUCAUUGGCCAGUUCUCCCGCACCUGUCUCCCCAUACGCUGCAGCUGCUGCUGCUGCACAUGCCGCCGCAGCCGCUGCCGCUGCGAUGAUCAAACUCGAAAUGCCAAUGCAUCCACUACAUUCACAUGCACCCAACACCACGGUGGGCGUGCCCGUAAUCAAAGGAGAUGUUGCAUCGCCCACCACCAAGGAAUCGGUCGCAUGGCGUUACAAUCUCGACGUCUCACCUGUGGUGGAAGAAAUGCCACCCGGCUCGGAUGUUGCCUACGUCUGCCCGGUUUGUGGGCAGAUGUUCUCGCUGCACGAUCGCCUCGCCAAACAUAUGGCGUCCAGGCACAAGUCGCGCAACCCCGCCAACGAUAUCACCAAAGCCUACUCAUGUGAGGUGUGCGCGCGUUCCUUCGCCCGUUCCGAUAUGCUCACACGCCACAUGAGACUGCACACCGGCGUUAAGCCCUACACCUGCAAAGUGUGCGGCCAAGUUUUCUCACGUUCCGACCACUUGUCCACACAUCAACGCACCCACACCGGCGAGAAGCCAUACAAGUGUCCACAAUGCCCGUAUGCCGCGUGCCGACGAGACAUGAUCACACGGCACAUGCGCACACACACGCGCUACGAAUCGCAACAACGCGGCGGUGGCUCCAACAAUAGUGGCGCUGCUGGUGAAGCCAGUGGCGCCUCUAAGUCACCGUUGCCAUUACUGGGCGACAUGAAGAUGAAUUUGCCGCUGCUAUUAAAGAGCGAGGAGCUAGCGGCCAAGUCGACGAUGCACAGCGGUAUCGGAAGCGCAUUGCCGAUUGUGGUGAAAACGGAGAGCGCCUAGUGGUGGCCACUCACAUACAAGGGCUGUAAAGCGUAGGUGCUGGAGACUCUCCUAUGGAGGGCUGCCGGGAAGAGAUUAACAUAAGGUCACAUGGAAGGAACAUGGGCCCUAUGUCCGUAAGAAAUGAAGUGAAUAUUCGAGAACUUUAUAAUUCAGGCGUACAAGUACAGAGUAGCUAAGUACAGCAUGAGAAAGUAGAUGUAAGGAUAACAACGGAUAAAACAUUUUAUUUUUCAAAAAUCUCUUUGUGAAGACUGAGACUAAUUUAAGCGUAAUAAUGAAUUUAAGUAUUUUUGUUUUUUUUUUUUCUUAAAAGAUUUGUAGAAAUGGGGUGGAAAAACUUGAAAUGGUGCAAGCCUACAUUUAUAUUUAUUUAAUUCACUAAGCUAAGUAUGCAAAGCUGACACUGAGGGGAAAUGAGUUGUGAGCAAACUUUUCGGAGAAUGAUUACGUGAAAGCGCGUGGGAGCUUUGAUGAAAUUUUUCGAUGAAAGCGCUCAACUUUUACUUGACAUUCGCUCGUUUGUCGGCGCCUAGGGUAUUGAGGCCAAAUUUGAUAUUUUAAUUUCAUAACAGUACAUAAAAAAUGUUAGUUUUAAAAAAACAAAUGGUUGUGAAUGGCAAUUCAGCAUUGAUUAGUUUUUUCCGAGCACAAACAUUUUUCGUCCUUAUGUCUAUAACUGUCUAUUUCUCUCACACAUAAGUACUCAUAUUCAUUAGAAGACAAACAAGCUAGACAAUUAGGAGAUUAUUGAUAUAAAUUUGAAGUUUAAGUUAAAUAAUCAUUUACUAUUUAGUUAAAAGCGGAUAAUUGGAUUUCAUUAGUUUUAUAAUUUGAUUUAAUUAAUUCGUAGAUUGUAUUCGAAAAAUAUUGAAAGCCCCACAAACUAAUUUUAAGCAUAAUUUUGAUUGAAAAAUCCUAAUUGCAGUAAUUUAUUCUAAUUUUUUAAGCUGCUUAACUUUAAGUGACAAAAAUUUAUUUAAUUACUAUUUAUUGCUAGUGGAAAAUGUGUGUAGGCAUGCAGCGUAUACCUAAGCACACACACACACACACAUAUAUAUAUAUAUAUAAAUUUGUAUUAUUAUAAAAUGUGAAUAAGCAAAUGAAACGACAAAAGACAAAGAAUUCCUCCUCUCUCUUACUCUCCCUCUCUCUUUCAAAAGAGCUGAAACACUGCGUUAAGUGAAAUGAAAGCGCGACUUUUAAAAGACCAACAAAAUGGACAACAACAAAAACUCCUAACCAGAAUUUAAUUAAUGUGUUUCGACUCUCUUUAUUUAUUAUUUCUUUAAGCUAAUUUAAUUAAUUUUGAUUCAUUAAAUGAAAUAAAAAAGCAAUCUGGUUUCCCUCGUUCUUUAGAGCAUUCUUACUAUUUAGUAGUAGUUGUUGUUGUUUUUUUUGUUACACAACCAAAUGCAAAGUGCUGGAAUUGUUAAGCGGCAAAAAGACACACAAGAACCCAGUUUCAUAUUUUUCAUACCUCUUUAUUGUUGUUGUUUUUAACUAUUUUUAUUUUUGAUUUUUUUUUAAGGCACACACAAAGAACGCUCGAUGUGUUUUGCUUACUUGUUUUUAUUGUAUAAAGAAAUUUCUAAUUUCGAAAUAAGAAAAUUUUAUAAAUUAUUUGUUUGUUGCACCAAAAAAUGUUUAUUGGAGUAUUUCAAAUUGUAACUGUUUCUAUUAUUUUUUUGUUUAACUGUGCAUAUGUUUUCUAUGAAAUCUGUUAAAUGCACUGCAUUGAAUUUUUCUUUCACAUCUGCACACACACACACACAUGCACACACAUGCACACACAUGUGAUUGUGUGUCAUUGCUUACCUACCUGUUAGUUUAUGUUGAAGUGAAUUAAUUAAUUUUAGUUUGUUUAAGCUGUUAUUUAUUAAACUUGAAUUUAAAUGGAAUAUUUAGUUUUGCUUUUAAUAAUUUAUAUGAAAAUAAACCUUGGUUAUGUUUACUUUGUAAUAAGCUUUUGUUUUUAAAUAAAUAAAACGACAAAUCUAC